Messenger RNA from Daucus carota subsp. sativus, 1070 nucleotides. Its product is annotated as probable transmembrane ascorbate ferrireductase 4. The coding region runs from base 149 to 883 and encodes 244 amino acids. The transcript is spliced from 4 exons. The record is from RefSeq and is a predicted model, not a curated record. Gene Ontology annotation, molecular function: oxidoreductase activity. NCBI's taxonomy places the organism in Eukaryota, Viridiplantae, Streptophyta, Magnoliopsida, Apiales, Apiaceae.
GUCCAAAGACUUUUGUAAUACUAUUAUUGUAUCAACUCAACUGGUGUGAUCUAAACUUAAUGUCAUCAACAUUCAACACUAGUGUCGGUUCACUAGUGAUAAAUAUAAAGCUGCAAGAGCACCAGAUUCUCUGCCAAAGCCAGCAAGAAUGGCUAAAGUGGCUACAAUAUUACCACCUUCACGGCUCUCACUUGUGCUUCUUGCAAGACUCUCAGCUCUACUAGUUGCUCUUCUUGCACUCACUUGGGGUUUUUAUUUUCAGACUAGCUUUCUUCAUCAUCACCGCCCUUCUUCUCAGCAAGACCUCAUCUAUGCUGUGCUUCAUCCUUUACUUAUGGUUAUUGGUUUUAUUGUCAUCAGUGGAGAAGCAAUUUUAGUGCAUAGAUGGCUGCCGGGUUCAAGGAAUUUGAAGAAAACAGUGCAUUUGUGUCUCCAAGGGGUGGCUUUGGCUUCUGGAAUCUUUGGGAUUUGGACGAGAUUUCGAGGGGAAAAGGGAGUUGUGGCUAAUUUCUAUAGUUUGCAUUCAUGGAUGGGUAUACUCUGCAUUUCAUUGUUCGGAGCUCAGUGGGUAAUCGGGUUUUUGAGCUUUUGGCACAAAGUUGAAAUGCGGACAAUAAGAGCACGUGUAUUGCCUUGGCACGUCUUCCUUGGUCUCUACACGUAUGGUCUGGCAGUAGCAACCGCUGAGACAGGGCUUCUUGAGAAGCUGACCUUUUUGCAAGCAAAUGGACGUGUAAUGAAGCGUUGCACUGAGUCCACAGUUGUUAACUGUUUAGGAAUUGGUUUGGUUCUUCUUAGCGGUGUUGUGAUCUUAGCAGCAGUUUCUCCAAAGCAGCGCAAUCUGCAGAUUGCUUAUUCAAAUGGCAAGUGUUUGACUUCUUAACUCGAAUGCUUGACCAGCAUUGCAUUAUUUUGUUGUCGAGAUGUACCAGAAAAAUGCGCCAAAGUAGAAUUUCAAGUAAUAGUACGAAGAGUCGAAAGUAACAUCCUUGCUGUUACAGUUUACAUUGAGCUAGUCAUGUAUAUAUAAAUUUCUUUCAAAUGUAUAUUAUCAGUAUAGGAAUCCUCAA